CUCCUCUUCUCCCCAGGCAGAGUCCUAAUGCUCCUGGCUAGCUGGCGGUGAGCAGCUGGGGACCGUCGUGGUCGGCUCCCCAAGGAGGUCUUCUGAAGCCAAUGGAUGCGUUCCCGGGCUCAGGGCUCAAGAGGAAGUUUGACGAUGUGGAUGUGGGCUCCUCAGUUUCCAACUCAGACGAUGAAGUGUCCAGCAGUGACAGCGCUGACAGCUGCGACAGCCUUAACCCUCCUACGAAUGCCAGCUUCACGCCCACCUCCAUCCUGAAGCGGCAGAAGCAGCUGCGGAGGAAGAGUGUCCGCUUUGACCAGGUGACUGUCUACUACUUUGCUCGGCGCCAGGGUUUCACCAGCGUGCCCAGCCAGGGUGGAAGCUCUCUGGGAAUGGCCCAGCGCCACAACUCUGUGCGCAGCUACACCCUUUGUGAGUUUGCACAAGAACAGGAGGUGAACCACAGAGAGAUUCUUCGUGAGCACCUGAAGGAGGAGAAACUCCAUGCCAAGAAAAUGAAGCUGACCAAGAACGGGACCGUGGAGUCCGUGGAGGCUGACGGCCUGACACUGGACGACGUGUCGGACGAGGACAUCGACGUGGAGAAUGUGGAAGUGGAUGACUACUUCUUCCUUCAGCCCCUGCCCACCAAACGGCGGCGGGCCCUGCUGAGGGCUUCCGGAGUGCACCGGAUCGAUGCUGAGGAGAAGCAAGAACUGAGAGCCAUUCGCCUGUCUCGGGAGGAGUGCGGUUGUGACUGUCGGCUGUACUGUGACCCAGAAGCAUGUGCCUGUAGCCAGGCUGGGAUUAAGUGCCAGGUGGAUCGAAUGUCCUUUCCGUGUGGCUGCUCCAGGGACGGCUGCGGAAACAUGGCUGGGCGGAUUGAGUUUAACCCAAUCCGAGUGCGGACGCACUACCUCCACACCAUCAUGAAGCUGGGGCUGGAGGCCAAACGGCAGCUGAGCCGCGCAGCAGCCCCCGAGGACGAGCCCUCACCCUCUGCCGGCUGCAGCCUGCCAGGAGCGCAGAGCUCGGAGACGCAGGACUUCCAGGAGUUCAUCGCCGAGAACGAGACUGCGGUGAUGCACCUGCAGAGUGCGGAGGAACUGGAGCGGCUCAAGGCCGAGGAGGACUCGAGUGGCUCCAGCGCCAGCCUGGACUCCAGCAUGGAGAGCCUGGGCGUGUGCAUCCUGGAGGAGCCCCUGGCUGUUCCGCAAGAGUUGUGUCCGGGCCUUGCUGCCCCCAUUCUCAUCCAGGCCCAGCUGCCCCCGGGCUCCUCCGUCCUGUGUUUUACUGAGAACUCAGAACACUCGGCGGCCUCCCCGAUGAGCAGCCCGUCGUACUUGAACAGUGGGCCUCUGGUGUACUACCAGGUAGAGCAGAGGCCGGUCAUGGGAGGGAAAGCAGAGGCCGGUUCAGAGGAAGGCACAGCCUCCUUCCCCAAGGAGAAAGAGCUGAGUGUUUUCUCCCUCCCCGUUACCUCACUGGUGGCUUGCAGCCCCUCAGACUCAGCCUCCCUCUGUAAGCCAGAGGUGGGGAAAACACCCACUCUGGACAAACUAUUGCCGGAUGACUGUAACCGUAAAGGGCCUGAGAGUGACGAGUUCCACGCGUCUUGGUCUCCCUCGAGCCUACCUUUCCGAGCAGACAGUGAAGAAGGCUGUGGACUGCAGAACUCCCAGCAGAGCGAGGACCGGACCCCUGAGGACUCUGCCCUAGAACUCCCUCUGCCAGUGUGACCUGAGACAGACAUUGCCCGUGCUCUAUUUAUUAUCUCACGCCAUUUCAGAGCAGAACUGCUGCUCCCAGGUUAUUUCAUUGGAAGCCCUAGGCACAU
Messenger RNA from Acomys russatus (golden spiny mouse), 1828 nucleotides. RefSeq names its product cysteine and serine rich nuclear protein 2 (gene Csrnp2). The record is from RefSeq and is a predicted model, not a curated record. Gene Ontology annotation, biological process: regulation of transcription by RNA polymerase II. The coding region runs from base 102 to 1730 and encodes 542 amino acids. NCBI's taxonomy places the organism in Eukaryota, Metazoa, Chordata, Mammalia, Rodentia, Muridae. The transcript is spliced from 4 exons. Gene Ontology annotation, molecular function: DNA-binding transcription factor activity, RNA polymerase II-specific; sequence-specific DNA binding. Gene Ontology annotation, cellular component: nucleus.